Petromyzon marinus (sea lamprey) is the source of this 1497-nucleotide messenger RNA. Lineage: Eukaryota; Metazoa; Chordata; Hyperoartia; Petromyzontiformes; Petromyzontidae. The record is from RefSeq and is a predicted model, not a curated record.
UGGGGGCCGUGAUUGGUGCCGAAGCUCCUUGAAAAAGCCUAGAGGAGAAGUUUGCUGCAGACUUUAGUCACAAGAAGCGAGGGAGGCAAAAGUUUUGUGUGCGCGUCGUGCCGAGUGGCCGUGUCCGCUCGCUUGCCGUGAGCCAUGUCGUGCGUGGAGCUGCAGAGGAUGAGGCUGGGACCCAGCCUGCUUGAGAAUGCCUUUGCCGGCGAGCUGCUGAGGCCGGGCCACUGGGCGCGCAGCUGCCGGGAGAGAGUCCCUGCCGCCUGCCGCCUGGAGGCCAGCGCCGGCCCAUCCCCCGCCGCUCGGCCUCCACUCCCUGCCCAGCACAGGAUGGAUUUGGAAGGGGACGAGAACAGGCUGCACACUUGCUCGAAAGGGAUGAAACUGGAUUCCAUGGUUCAAGAUGUAUUCAGUGCGUAUGGCUGCCCCUUGGCCAAGCGGAGGAAGGGGGAAGAGACGGACGAGGACGAGCCGCCCGUGAAGAGGUUGUCCUCGGAGGGCUCACCCCAGGGUGACACGAGACCCGUGUCGCAACAGCAGCAUCAAGAGGGCAAUGCCAACGAGGUGGGCGAAACGACGGCCCAGGUCAAAGAGGGAGGACGACCGCACCGGGUGGACUCGUGGGCGAGAAGGGACCCCGCGGAGUCGGGGCACGCGGCGCUGCUGCCCGAGAGGGGGUGCUUACGGGACGACCUGCGCUCCUCCUCCUCCUCCUCCUGCUGCUCCGCCUCCUCCUCGUCCUCGACUGCCGCCACCGCCGCCGUCGCCCGCGACGCUCCAGGUACCCUUUGCUCGCGACGCACGGCACCGCCGUGGCCGGCGCCUUGACGCGUCGACUUCCUGUAGAACGGUUCCAGUUUCACUGCGUCGGUUUCCGCGGUGGCUGUACGGUGCUCUGAUGUGAUUUCGGGUCCUACCGUGUGAUGUCCGACGUUUUGCUCCUCGUUCUAAGAGCUUUAGGAACUGUAAUGAGCAGUUGACUUCUGCGCUCGAUGAUAAAGCAGCACUGGAAGCUGCUGCUGCUGCUGCUGCUGGUGUUGCUGGUUUUCGAGCACAAUUGGUGCUUUUGCAUUUAGUAACCCUCAAGGGAGGGUGAGCUGAAUUGACCCCGAACUCGGAUGUGAACUUCACCUUCAUUCUGAUCCGUGCUCUGUUACGACGAACUGCAAACUUCACGAAUGCGAGGGCAGCGUCGGGCGUUGCUCCGCGGCUUCGGGCGUUUUUCGAGCGCGCGGUACCGAGUCGCCCGCGCCAACGGCCGCGCUCCUCGCUUGCGUUUUUGGCAGUGGGCGAGGCGAACGCCGGCGGCGGCGGCGGCGGCGGCGGCGGCGCGUGGACCGACUCGGAGGGCAAGGCCGUGGAGGACUACGACGAGAUCGUGGCCAACUCCCUCCUCAACCUGGGCAACAUCGCGGUGGGGAGCAUGGCGUGCGCCCCUCCCCCGCCCGGCGGGACGGCGCCGCGCGACGGGAGCUCGCGGCUCGCGGCGCGCGA